AGGUACUGCGAGAAUCUGAAGAAGGCGGGCACGCGCUUCGUCCUGCCCGACCGGCACGAGGAGUACGACUGGCUCGCCUUCCCCCUGCUGUACCACGACAGGAAGGGCGUGCUGCAGUACCUGGAGAGCAACGACGUGCAGAUCCGCGUCUUCUUCGCAGGGAACAUCACGCGCCACCCGGCGUACCGCCAGUACCUGAAGUCGUUCCCCGGGGCCGACAGGGUGAUGAAGGAGGGCUUCCUGAUCGGCGCGCACCACGGCCUGGAGCUCGAGGACAUCGACCGCGUCUGCGAGCUGCUUAUCGAGUACGACAAGAAGAACGGCGCGGUGGAGAUGGCCGCUACGCUCGACACCAACCUGAAGGAGAGAGACUCCGUCACGCUGGACUUGUGAGCAGGUCCAGGUCUCAGCUCGUCUUUCUCCGACCUCCUCCCUUGUCUUCUUCGCAGCGCCCCCCAGGUUCUCGCUCGGUGGCUCUGGCCGCCAGGGGGAGAGGGAGGGGGUAGUGUUGCACACGCUGCCACGCUCCCGCGUUUCAUUUUCCAAGUAGGGCCAGGCGCGUCGUACAGCAGCGCCUUUGUUAUUUUUCUCACCGGUCGCUGAGGGAGGAGUCGAGGCAGGCGGCGCGAGCGAGUCGGCGGGCGCCAUGCGGGCCUGGUGUCAACGCCAGCACGAUCGGCUGCUCGACCAGUGCAGCGGUGCCACAGCGGAUUCAGCUGUAUGUCGCGACAGCGACCAGAAGGCUGCGUGGUCGGACCUUGUGCCGCAACCCGUGCCUCAGAAAAAAGCCCCCCUCGACAGUCGGAGGAA
This is a messenger RNA of Prorocentrum cordatum, 810 nucleotides long. The record is from the annotation of a GenBank genome assembly. NCBI's taxonomy places the organism in Eukaryota, Dinophyceae, Prorocentrales, Prorocentraceae.